Messenger RNA from Protopterus annectens (West African lungfish), 1737 nucleotides. It is a transcript of the gene PRIMA1, whose product is annotated as proline rich membrane anchor 1. Lineage: Eukaryota; Metazoa; Chordata; Ceratodontiformes; Protopteridae. The transcript has 4 exons. The record is from RefSeq and is a predicted model, not a curated record. Bases 1207 to 1620 code for a protein of 137 amino acids.
GAGCAUUUGCAGGAAGUGCACACGAAGUAAUUCGAAGGAGUUGCAUAGACACCCUUUUAGUGGGUUGGGGGAGAAUCUGGUUGUACAGAGUACCUCACCCACCCUAACCCAACCCAUACACAUUACAGUUAUACUGCGUACCGCCAAUUAUGCAAAGAAGAACACUCACAGCAUCCUUUAGAAGUGGAACACUUGGACACGCAAAUAAGAGCUGAAAAACUGCUGCUGCAGCAGCAUCCUAGCUGGGAGAGAGCGGGGCUGCUACUGGCAGUUUGAGCUCUGAGUGCAAGGGCUGCAGCCUUAUGCCGGGUCCACCCUGCUCCAUCACUCUGGUCUGCGUCUUUGAUGGACAGACGAUAAUGUGACAGGCCAAGCUUGCAGCACCAACGGCAGAGAGAGAGAGAGAGAGAGAGCUCUCUGCGGGAGCAGCGCAAAGCUGACACUUCAGAUUUCGUUUUCCAAUAAAAGAGGGUCGUCUUAUAUAUCCGCGGAUUUCCCCUGGCAGGUGUGCUGCUAUCGCCGAAACAAAGCAGGAAAAAGAAGAAAACAGCAGUUUAUUCUACUGAAUCAGCAGUCAGAGAGUACAUAUGCUAAUGUUAGCUGGUCAAUGUGCUAUAUUUUACACACCAGUGUCUCUAGUCCACUAAGUGGCUUGCUUUCUCCCUAAGUAAUCUGCUAGGAUUCACCUUCCUGAAACACCUUCAGAAGAGUUUAUAAAUUCGACACUUCCCACCAAACGUCAGAUCCUAAAAUAUUUAUGUAUGUAUACCGACUGUAUCUUUAUAUAGGGUAACGUCAGAAGAAGGCGUUGUGCAAGAGUUGUAUGAAACUUUUAAAUAUCGAGAAGGUGAUACAACGUAACCAAGGAGCUGGUGGAAACUUUGAGUCGAGUUGUCAAGAGCUCUCCAGCACUACAUGAAACAAAAUUAAGAAAAGUAAGUUUCUUAUUCGACGGCAAUCGACUUUUUUUUCUGUUAGACAGUAUUUAUCAUCUUUGACACUUAACCAACAACUAACAAAUAAGGAAAGUUGUUCUAUGCCACAGAAAUUGGAUUUAUUACCCCAGGAAUCCGUGCUUUUUAUACUUUUCUGGAAACGUCGGGAGAAAAACUGGAAGUAGAUGGCUAAAUUGGGGAUGGACUUUACAAAGUACUAACACUUUAGUCCUGAGGUUCAAAAAAGCCAAAGUGGCAGGAGAAAGAGGAAAUGUUGCUUCAAUACCUUCACCUCACACUACAUGCGUGGCCUACUCUAUUAGCCCACUGUUACCUAGCCCCACUGCUAUUUUUGUGUCAGAUUGCUGUUGCUGAAGUUCAAAAAGGAUGUUCUAGUUCUGUGAUGGAGAAAGCUAAAGAAAAGUGCCAGUCGAUUUGCCUGUGCAGACCACCUCCUCUGUUACCUCCUCCACCUCCACCUCCACCACCUCCGAGGCUUAUAGCGGCACCAACAAUUCAGUCAACAUUUUGCCCAGCUGAAAAACCCUGGUGGACAGAGAUGUUUAUAAUCAUUGCUGUAUGCUGUACUACGCUAAUAUUUCUCAUGGUGAUGGUUAUUGUCUGUUACAAAACAUUUAAAAGGACCACAACAUUACAAAGCCGGAUAUUCGGAAAUGCUGUUUAAAAAGAUGAUGGCAUGUUGCAUCCUGGGUAUGUAACAUUAGUAUUACAUGCUGAUAUAAUUACUCUGAAACAGUGCUAUACAGGUAUUAGUAAAUAAGUGUGCUGCAGUUUUGGAGAA